AUGGAGGAGGUGGGGCCACAGGUAGUCUCUCCUAUGCUCAUCCACCGAUCACUCUCCGCCAGAUUUCACGAUCCGUAUGUGAUCUCGAAGAAACGCGGUUUACCUUUGCACCCUUCGAGUUACGUCCGUGAGGACGACUCGAGAGGCUGGAAUCCCAAGUCCUGGAAUUGGGAUAGUUCGAGAUUUGUUGCCAAACCAUUGCAUUGUGAAGCAAACAGUGCUCCAAGAGAAGAACAUGCAACUCUCGGGCUUCAGCUUGGAGGAGGUGGAAAUGACAAUGAGAAUGAGAAUGGUAAAAGUAGUGGUGAAAAUGGCGGGCUGAGUUUAGUUGGUGGGCUGCAGCCCGUGUCAAGGCCUAACAAGAGAGUGAGAUCCGGAUCGCCUAGUGGGCCAAACUAUCCCAUGUGCCAGGUGGAUGAUUGCAAGGAGGAUCUGAGUCGGGCCAAGGACUAUCACAGGCGGCAUAAGGUGUGUGAGGUUCACAGCAAAGCUGGGAAUGCCUUGGUUAGGAAACAGAUGCAGAGGUUCUGCCAGCAGUGUAGCAGGUUCCACCUCCUUUCAGAGUUUGACGAGGGCAAGAGAAGUUGCAGGCGCCGACUUGCUGGCCAUAACAGGAGGAGGAGAAAAACUCAGCCGGAGGAAAAUAAUCCAAGUUUGUUAGUCCCCAGCAGCUGUGACAACAAUGUCACUAAUAAUGACAUCAUCAAUUUAUUGACAGUGCUCUCUUGCGCACAAGGGAACACGGAGGAAGCAAAUAGUAAAUCCUCAUCCAUACCUUCGAAAGAUCAGCUCAUUAACAUACUCAGUAAAAUAAACUCACUUCCCUUGCCCGAGGACUUGGCUGCCAAGCUGAAUGCAACUGUUCCUAAUCAUAUAUCCUCUGAAACUCGGAAACAAAAUAAUGGAACCAUGGACUUGCUUGCUAUCUUUUCAAAAACUUCCAAAGCACCCUCUCAUGAAAUUCUCCCUCGGCCAAGCACCGGAGACAGCAACUCGGAAAAAACAAAAUCACAUUGUGUUGACCAAGAAAUUGACUUCCAUGCUGGGCAAGCCUCUCCCAGUUUGCAUUUGCAGCUGUUUUGCCCCUAUCCUGAAGAUUAUAGGUCAAUGAAAUUGCCCCCAGAUGGAAAUGUCAUCUCGUCCGGGAGCAGUAACCCAUCGGUGGAGGUUUCGCCCAUGUCAUCGCCACCUGUUGUGCAUGAUCUGUUCCCAAUGUGGAAUUCAAGCGAAACAGUGAAGGAUACUCAUUUGUCAAAAAGUGAAGGGGAAACUGCGCGUGCAAAAUCGACCACAAGCAACGGUGGUACAUCUCUUCAGCUAUUUGGAAGUUCCAUCAUACCUACCGAGAAUGGUUCGAAUCAGAGCUCUCCAUAUCAAGCUGGUUACACGUCUUCAGGGUCCGAUCAUUCGCCAUCUAGCCUUAAUUCUGAUUCUCAGGAUCGUACUGGUAGAAUAAUUUUCAAACUGUUUGACAAGGAUCCAAGCCAUUUGCCAGGGUCACUAAGAACUCAGUUAUACAACUGGCUCUCUAACAGUCCGUCAGAAAUGGAAAGCUAUAUUAGGCCUGGUUGCAUUGUUCUUUCUCUGUAUUUGUCAAUGCCAUCUCCUGCCUGGGAUCACCUUGAAGGAAACCUCCUUAACUAUGUGAAAUGCUUAGUCAAAACUAUUGAUGUUGACUUUUGGGGAAAUGGGAGAUUUUUGGCUUAUACAGACAGACAAAUGGUUCUACAUAAAGAAGGAAAACUUCGCCUUUGCAAAACCUGGAGAGCCUGGUGUACACCAGAACUGAUCUCGGUGUCACCUCUGGCAGUUGUUGCUGGACAUGAGACCUCUCUUGUAUUGCACGGGAGAAACUUGAUGGGUCCUGCCACUAUGGUACACUGCACACAUGCUGCUGAGUUCAAAAUAAAAGAGGCUCCUUUGACAUCAUACCAAGACACCACUGCGCAUGAUGAGAUUAGUUUGGUUGGAUUCAGGGUUAAUUCCUCAUCAGGCGUGCUUGGACGCUUUUUCAUUGAGGUUGAAAAUAAAUCAAGAACAACUAGUUUCCCAGUAAUUAUAGCAGAUAAAGCCAUCUGCCAAGAAUUGAGACUCCUUGAGUCCGAAAUUAAUGGAACUACUAAUCUACAAAUCCUUCAUUUCCUAAACGAACUUGGCUGGCUGUUUCAGAGAAAACACAACUCGUUCUUAUUCGGGAUCCCUGACUAUAGGCUUAGUCGGUUCAAGUUUCUUCUUAUAUUUUCCGUCGAGCAUGACUUUUGCGCUUUGGUUAAAACCCUCUUGGGAAUACUUGUAGAACUGAAUGUUGGUAGGGAAGGAUUGGUAAGAAAGUCUCUGGAGAUGCUGUCUGAAAUUCACCUCUUGAGCCGCGCUGUCAAGAGGAGGUGUCGAGCCAUGGUUGAUUUGCUCAUUAACUACUCUGUUAUUGAUUCUGCUGAUAGUUCCAAGAAUUUCAUUUUCGUACCUGAUAUGGCUGGGCCUGGUGGCAUCACCCCUUUGCAUUUGGCUGCUUGUACAUCGUUUUCAGAUGAUAUUGUUGAUGCAUUGACAAACGAUACAAAAGAGGUUGGAUUGCGUAGUUGGAACUCUGUUGUAGAUGCAAACGGGCUUUCUCCAUACGCAUAUGCCUCCAUGAGGAACAAUCAUUCGUACAAUGCCCUUGUUGCACGGAAGCUAGCAGAGAAAGAAAACGGCCAAAUAUCUGUAUCGAUUAAAGAUGAGAUUGAGCCGUUGCGAGUGGAGUCAGAUCCGGAGAACAACAAUCUCCAGUUUAACAAAAGGCAGAAAUCUUGUUCGAGAUGUGCAGUCAUUGCAUCACGUGGGUGCAUUAAAAAGUUUGGGGCCGGCUCGAAAGGCCUGCUUCAAAGGCCGUACAUACACUCGAUGCUAGUUGUUGCUGCUGUUUGUGUGUGUGUGUGUUUGCUGAUGAGAUCACACCCACGUUUCGGGUGUGGCAAGAGUGUUGAUUGGGAUAGAUUGCAGUUUGGCACAAUGUAG
Messenger RNA from Striga hermonthica, 2997 nucleotides. The record is from the annotation of a GenBank genome assembly. NCBI's taxonomy places the organism in Eukaryota, Viridiplantae, Streptophyta, Magnoliopsida, Lamiales, Orobanchaceae.